CUCGAGGCGUUGUCACGACAAGAUGUGAAAGAUUAACCACAGGACCAAUCAAUUAUUUCGGCCAUGUGAAGACAUAACACAUCCUACUUUGCACUCAACGGAUGAUGAUCUUCUUUUAAUGUUACUAAAAUUAAUUAAUCACUGCAUCUUCAAGCCAAAGCUAUUACGCAUGCGUACAGUGCACAUCCGGCUUUUCUCUUUCACUUCCGCCAUGGAGUAAACAAAGCAGAAAUGUGACAGUGGCAACAUUUAAGUUAAAAUUUGGUCUGAUUUGGAGUCGACACGAUAAAAUCGUUGCCAUUAUUUGAAAUCAACAUGAACUUUGGAGGUCGUGCUAGUGCCGAAAAAAAUGAUGAUGUGGGAAAGGAUGAAUGGAUGGAUAAGCUACACAAUGUACACAUCACCCGCGCUGAUAUGAACAACUUGAUCAUGAAUUACUUGGUCACAGAGGGUUUCAAGGAAGCAGCUGAAAAGUUUAAAGUGGAAUCGGGUGUCCAGCCAUCUAUUGAUCUUGACCAGUUGGAUGAAAGAAUAAAAAUCAGAGAAGCGAUUCAGGAAGGGAAAAUUCAAGAUGCCAUCUCCCUUGUUAACAAUAUUCACCCAGAAUUACUUGAUAAUGACAGAUACCUGUAUUUUCAUUUACAGCAACAACAGCUGAUUGAGUUAAUCCGUGAUAAAAACGUUGAAGCAGCUUUAGAAUAUGCUCAAACCCAUCUAGCAGAGAGGGGAGAAGAAAAUCCAGAAAUCUUAUCAGAGCUGGAACGAACUCUAGCACUACUUGCAUUUGAGAAUCCAGAAAAUUCACCAUUUGGAGAAUUGCUUCAUCCUUCACAGAGGCAAAAGGUGGCAAGUGAAUUGAAUGCUGCUAUUUUGGAAGUGGAUGCUACUCCUAAGUUAGCUAAUUUACUAAAACUGUUGCUAUGGUCACAAGAAGAACUGGAUAAGAAAAAAGUGAAAUAUCCCAAAAUGACAGACUUUUCAAAAGGAACAAUUGAAGAACCUAAGGGACAGAAAACAGAAUGAAUCUCAUCUUCAUCACAAUAUUCUAACUAGUAGGAGGACACGUUAGUACUCGAAUCAAAUACAGGUUUUGUAAAAACUGUUAAAUUUGAUGCCUUUGGACAAGAAACUUUAAUCAGAUUAAGACAUGAUAUUGAUAUGCACACCUCAUGUGUGCCUGGAUAUAGAAUUCUUCAUCAGAAUCAUAGCAAUCUGAUUGAUUUUACAAAGUUAGACUAUACACUCGUUGAAUAAGAAAAUUUGUCAGGAUAUUUAUGUGUUUGAUUUACUGGGGGUGUCAGAAUAUUUAGAUUUUCAGUUUGGCAGGUCCCAGUAUACAAGGGCAUUUCUGUUUUUCAUGCUAGAGUCAAUUAUGAAUGGAAACAAAUGAAAGGAGUGAUAUUAGUGUCUUGAUUCAGUUUCAAAAAGUCUGAUGUCAUAGACGUUAGUUUUGAAGCGCUAAAGAAAAAACUUACAACAAAUAAUUGAUGUGAUUAUACAUAUAUUUGAUUGAAGUAUUUGAUAUUACUUUCAGUCAACCUCCCAAUAUGAUCUUUCACUUAUCAAUUUUGCUGUCUCCUUGUGAAGAUAUCUUUACACACAGGCUAAGAUGAUAAGCAUUUUCUGAUGGUUCUUACUGUUUAUAGCUGUACAUGUCCCUGUUUUAAAAAAUCUCUCAGAACUUUUCUAUAAGGAGAUAAUGUUAGAAUAAAAGAAAGGUGCUGGUAAUUAUUUAUCAAUACACUAUCAACAUGUGUUUGUUCUUCUUUGGAGAAUUUCAUGGAAAGAUUUUCUAAAAAGGUAAACUACAAAAAUUCUAGUUUAAACAAUAUUGCAUUCUAUAAUUCAACAAUAACUCACAUACAUUGUACAUAGAUUACAUAUGGGGUAGGAAAACAAACUUAAAGCUGAUAAGAAUUCAGAUGUAUUUGUAUAUGGGUCAUGUUCGAUUUCAGCAUGUAACUUAUUGAGUUCUAUUUUCAUGAUUUUAUUUUUUUACAGUAGGGCAUAUCAUAAAGACCUACUGUAUUGAUUAAUAAAUUCAAUUGUUUAAGCCCUGCAUGACAAAUAUGUUUUGUUUGCAAUAUAUUCUGUAUUGGCUACUAAUGUUUGUAGUUAUUGAAAUUAAUCUUUUCACCAAAUCAGACAGUUUUCUGCUACUGUAUUUGGUUCCAGAAUUUGAUUACUCAAUUUCAAUUCCAGAAUUUCCUUUUUCCCAGCUCUCAAGAAAUUAGUUUGUAUAAACAUUCUUAGAUUAAAUGGUUUCUUGAACGUUAGUAGCUGUACAGUAUAAAAGUUAUAGAAUGACCUAUUGAUCAGGGGUACAAAAUAUUCCAUUUUCUUCUUUUGCAUCAAGUUCAUUCUUUUCUUCUGUGUCAAGUUCAUUAUCAAGUUAUUAAUUUGAUAUGAUCUUUUUUUAGAACUUGAACUGUUGUUUAUGUGUUACACAUAUUUACACUUAAUAAUUAUCAUUUAUGUUGAAUGGUAAGGACAACUUUCAAAAGAAAGGCUUAGUGUUUACUGAACAUUCUGAAAUUCUUUUGAAAGUUUGAACAGUAUUUUUUGUCCUUUAACUUGGAUUUGUAUCUUACGAGGAAAUGUGUGCAAUAUAUGUUUUUUUGCAGGAAAAUUUGUCUGCUUGCAAAAUACAAAACUGCUUGCAAGUAUCAGUGCAUAUUUUUGUGAUAUUUGUAGUUACUGAAAUAAGCAAACAUUUCAUCGUGUAUUUAUAUCAACAGUUGCCUACAAAACUGGACCACAACUACAUGUGUAUAAGAUUAACAUUUCAGUUGUAUGUAUGUGUUUUUUAUGUUGAUAUCAGUUGUCAUUGAGUUGCCUUGUAAAAAACUAUUGUGUGAUGGGUCAAUAUUUCCCACUAUCAACUUCAUUAUGUUACAUACAUUGGUGUCUUGCCGGAGUUAUCUGUCAAAAUGUUGAAAUCUGGACAUUGUACCAGGGAAGACUCAAGUUGACAUUGUCAAAUCAGAGCAAGAAUUAAAUUCUCUUGUUGAUGAAAAUAA
Molecule: messenger RNA, 3020 nt
Organism: Ylistrum balloti
Lineage: Eukaryota; Metazoa; Mollusca; Bivalvia; Pectinida; Pectinidae
Product: glucose-induced degradation protein 8 homolog
Exons: 5
Coding region: 316-1023 (235 amino acids)
Biological process (GO): proteasome-mediated ubiquitin-dependent protein catabolic process
Cellular component (GO): cytoplasm; nucleus
Molecular function (GO): protein binding
Source: RefSeq, a predicted model, not a curated record